UCUUGUUUGUAAAUUUUGGUUAAAAUCGUAUAACUCGUAAAUCCCGUGUCGAACAAAACGCUAAGCAGUCGUGUUAAAGCAUCAUCGGCAGCCGGUGCUACCCUAACAUUACAGAUGUCCUACUUUGGCGUCUACAUUCCGCCGUCCAAGGCUGGCUUUGAGGGCACCGCGUCACAGUGUGCGGGCUCCAUAGCGGCGGUGAAUAUCAAGCCAGGCCCAGAGUCGUCGUCGGCCACCAGCAACAGCACGACAGUCACAGCGACAGCAGCAUCGUCAAGAGCAUCAGAUAAUCUCAACGUGGACAACUAUGAGGAUCCCGAAUAUCCACCCGACUCGCCCCUGUGGCUGAUCUUUACCGAAAAAGCCAGGGCGUUGGAAGUGCUGCGACACUACAAGGAUGCCCGCCUGCGUGAGUUCCCCAAUCGCGAGCAGGCAGAAAGUUACGUGCAGUUUGGAUUCGAGAGCAUCGAGUCGUUGAACCGAUUUGGCUGGGCCAAGCCAAGCGGCAGCGGCAGCGGCAGCAGCAGCAGCAGCAGCAGCAGCUGUAUCAGUAGCCUGGCCGCCUCCAUGUCGAAUCUGCUGAUUGUGAAUCCUCCAAUAUCGACGCUACCCAGCAUUUCCAUCAACAUAAGCAGCAACAAAAGUGCCACCAGUGUGCCGAUCAACGACAGUGCCAGCGGAAGCAGCACUACCACAAACAGCGGCAGCAGCACUGGCACUGGGACUGCGACUGGGACUGCGACUGGGACUGCGACUGGGGCCAAGCACGAGACAGCAGGAGCUAGCAGUUCCAGCAGUGAGCGUCCACCAUUCCGGGCACCCACCAAGCAGGAGCUUGUCGAGUUCCGCAAACAAAUCGAGGCUGGGAACAUCGAGCGGCUGCAGCGAAUUGUCUGGGAGAACCCCCGCUUUCUCAUCAGCAACGGGGACACCCCCACCAGCCUGAAGGAGGGCUGUCGCUACAAUGCCAUGCACAUUUGCGCGCAGUUCAAUCAGGCGCGUGCAGCCGAAGCGAUCCUGAAGAUCCUCACCAAUCGCGAGUUCACACUUCAAUAUGUCGGCAAGAAGGCCAGCGGGCAGAUGUGCGCCACGCUAAACGACAACCUGCUCGACUACUAUUUGAAUAUGCCCGACAAGGCGCGCGGUGAAACGCCCUUACAUUUUGCGGUGAAGAAUGGCCACGUGGCCGUCGCUGAGGUCCUCCUUUCGUAUCCACAAUGCAAGUCGCUAAUCAACUUGGAGGGCAAAGAGCCGAAAGAAAUCAUUUGUCUGCGCUCACCGCACGCCCCGCCCGCGGUUGUCAACAAGCUGGAGCUGCUAUUGGGAGACCCACACUAUGUGCCCGUGCUGAGGUCCGUCGCAAAUGAGGUGCCGCCACAGGUGGGCCAGCCCUUUACGCCUAGCGAACCGCCGAACUUGAAGCAAAAAACAAGGGAAUGCGAGGGCCUCACCAUGGACCUGACCAUCAGCGCUUUGGCGGGACCCAUGCCCCGCGAAAAGGCCAUGCAUUUCUAUCGUCGCUGGAAGACGCCGCCUCGCAUUGCCUGCAAUAAUUUAAGUCCAUUGGCCUUCUCGCCGUUUGCGUCGCCGCUGAAGGUGACGCCUAACAAGUCCAUCUUCAAUCGCAGCCCGAAUGGCAAUGGGGGAGCAGAUUUGUGUGUGGCAUCGACACCCGUGGGUCGGCGUGCGCUCUUCAGCCCGAAGGCAGGGGCCAGCUGCUCGCCGAAGCCUUUGUUCCUGAACGGCAAAGAUUGCGAGAACAACAAUAACUACAACAGCGAGCCGAUGGGGCCACCGAUGGAGAUACCAGUGACACCGAUGCGUCUGAACAGACCGGAUCUAUUUUUGGCCUAUCGCGGGGACGUCCAGUCCUCGCCCUGUAAUAGCACAUGGCUCGGCGACGAAAGCAUCGGUAUAGAUGUGAGCUCGCAGUCAUACAUGAACGAUAGCUUGCGUGAGCGUCACAUCAAGAACUCGGACAUCGAGAAGGGUCUAGAGAUGGUGGGCAGACAGCUGGCACGCCUGGAGAAUCUCGAGUGGCGCGAGUACUGGGACUUUCUCGACUCGUUCGUUGACAUCUCCAGCGAGAGUGGCCUGCAGCAACUGGAGGGCUAUCUGCAGCAGAAGGCGGAGCAGGCCCAGGCCGAGAGGUCCGAUCCAAUGUAUUUUGAGGCACAGAUUGACGAGUAUUUGGAUAUGGUAAUCGCGGAUCAUCAUCAGAAUCAGCAAAGGCAUGGCAAGGGCCAGGCUGUGGCGGCAUCCGCUGCUGGUUCUGGUUCUGGCUCUGGCUCUGGUCCCAGCCCCACCACCCAGGUGAUGACGCCAUACACAUGCGUGGAGAACUCUCUGCAGGUGUUCGCCAAGCGCAUCACCAAGACCCUCAUGAACAACAUCGGCAACAUGGUGUCGAUCAACGACACCCUGCUCUGUGAGCUUAAAAGACUGAAAUCGCUGAUCGUCAGCUUCAAGGAUGACGCCCGAUUCAUCAGCGUUAACUUCACCAAGGUCCACUCCCGCAUUGCCCAUCUGGUGGCCAGCUAUGUGGCCAAUUCGCAGGAGGUCAAUGUAGCCAUUCUCAUUCAGCUUCUCCAGAUGCUGCGCCGUCUCCUCCAGCUGCACGACGACCGUCGUGAUCAUUUGGGCUGCGUCUGUGGCAGCCUGGUGCUGAUGCUCGAACAGGCUCCGGUCCAUGCCGCCCAGCUGCCCGAUGCCCUCAAGACCGAGAGUCUUUGUUCGGCCGCCUGGAAUACGGAGCAAUCGUGCCCCUGUAUUUGGGAUGCGAAUCUCAGUCGAAAGACCAGUCGACGAAAGCGCACGGAAUCGAUGAAGCGUGCAGCACAGGCCUCCCAGGCCUCCCAGGCCUGCCAGGCCCAGGACUCCCCAGCACCGGGUUCUCCAACAGCCACAGCCACAGCGGCCAUCGUUUUACGUUCCAAAGUCGAGGAAUGGCCCUGGCAAUUUCGUUCACGCCGCAGCCGCCCAAACAGCGACAACGACGACGAUGAGGACAACAUUGGGGAGGCUUUCUUUUACGAUUGCAGCAAUGUGCAGCAGCAGGACAGCAGUAGUGAUGACGAGGAGCUGUUUUGCACUCCGCCGGAGAGCAUGUCACCGCGUACAUCCAUCUCUCCGGAGCCUACAAGCCUACACUACAAACUCUUUAUCUUUGGUAACGAGCCAACCAAGCGUGAUUUGGAUAUCCUCAAUGCCAUUUUCCAUGUGGAUGUGGAGAAGGAGACACUGCCGCACGUGCACGCCUGGAAGACGGCCAUGGAGAGCUACUCCGCAGUUGAAAUGGAUCUUUUCCCAUCGCCAACAAAUAUUCAGAAGACGCACAAGCCCAUCCUGUGGACCGGCCCCGGCCCCUCCAAGACUUCGGAGGGCAGCGGCACCAUUAGCACCAAACACAACCAAAGCUCGAUUCAUCCCAAACGCCUGUUUUCUACACCCAAACUCAAUGCGGUGUCAUCGUUCGGACGUCGUGGGUCUGGCCCAGGAGCGGCACCAUCGACGCCGCCAAAGCCAGCGCGUUUACCACGGUCCCCCGGCCAGUCGAAUGGCAUAGAUGUUAGCGUACCGAAGGAUGUGCCAGUAAGCACGCCAGUCGAGAUAACCGCAUCAGCAGUGUCCCCAAUGCCGGCUUUUGCAGCGGCCGCAGCGGCAACCGUCUCGCAGUCAUUCCAAACGCCACUCAACAAGAUGCGCGGUCUGUUCAGCAAGUACCGCGAGAGUAGGACCACCAUUGAUGAUUCGCCGAUCGUCAAUAUCAAUGGGCAGCAGCCACGCAGAUCAUCGCUGACCCUGGGGAACAGCAGUGAUUAGGAGAUGUCACACAGCCCCCAGACAACACCAUACCACGGCACACCACACACCACACACCACACCACACCACACUGUCCACAGUUCUUUUUGGUUUUUUUUGUGUUAUGUUGCAGACGUUCGUCCGUUGACGUCCAGUCCCAAGUUCAUAUAUUCAUAUAUUAAAUUGUCGAUUUAAAAGAGAGUUUGUGUUCAAGUGUAAGCUAUGUUGAAUUAAUUAUGGUAUAUAUAUAUACCUUUUAUAUACCCGUCUAUGAAACGUCUAUGAUGAAACAAAGCACGAAGCAGAAUGAAAUGAAGUGGCAUGUGAAAGAAACUAGAUUUAUAUUAACUUUUUUUGUUAAAAUUACUGUAAAGAACAUAAGCAUAAUUUAAUUAUAAACAACAUAAUCAACAGUA
Drosophila persimilis is the source of this 4218-nucleotide messenger RNA. RefSeq lists its product as uncharacterized. The record is from RefSeq and is a predicted model, not a curated record. Bases 115 to 3822 code for a protein of 1235 amino acids. Gene Ontology annotation, cellular component: endoplasmic reticulum. NCBI's taxonomy places the organism in Eukaryota, Metazoa, Arthropoda, Insecta, Diptera, Drosophilidae. Gene Ontology annotation, biological process: negative regulation of phosphorylation. Gene Ontology annotation, molecular function: protein phosphatase 2A binding. The transcript has 9 exons.